Messenger RNA from Amblyraja radiata (thorny skate), 1516 nucleotides. Its product is annotated as neuronal migration protein doublecortin. Lineage: Eukaryota; Metazoa; Chordata; Chondrichthyes; Rajiformes; Rajidae. Gene Ontology annotation, biological process: intracellular signal transduction; photoreceptor cell development; retina development in camera-type eye. The coding region runs from base 184 to 1317 and encodes 377 amino acids. The record is from RefSeq and is a predicted model, not a curated record. The transcript has 8 exons. Gene Ontology annotation, cellular component: axoneme.
ACCCGGAGAAUCAUUCUCUUGCUCGGUGGAGGGUCUGGCUGCCGGAACGUAGACAACAAAAGCAGACUUGAAUUGUCUCUCCCUCUCUCUCUCUCUGCCUGCCUGCCUGCAUCCACCCACACCCCACCUACCAUACACAGUUUCUGGUCUGUUGGUCUACCACUCUGUGCAGUUGACUGAAGCAUGUUCCAAGACAAAGAGCUGGAUUUUGGCCACUUUGACGAGCGGGACAAGUCUCGCUACUCCAAGGGCACCAGGAUGAACGGCCUGCCCAGCCCCACCCACAGCGCCCACUGCAGCUUCUACCGCACGCGCACCUUGCAGGCCCUCACCACCGAGAAGAAAGCCAAGAAGGUCCGCUUCUACCGCAACGGCGAUCGCUACUUCAAGGGCAUCGUCUACGCCAUCUCCGGUGACCGCUUCCGCUCCUUCGAGGCUCUGCUCGCCGACCUGACCCGGACCCUGUCCGAUAACGUCAACCUUCCCCAGGGAGUCCGCCUAAUCUUCAACAUUGAUGGACUUGGGAAGGUCAGCAGCCUUGAUGAACUAGAGGAAGGAGAGAGCUACGUUUGCUCCUCGCAUGACAUCUUCAAGAAGGUGGACUACACCAGGAACGUGAAUCCCAACUGGUCGGUGAACGUCAAGACCUCUGGAACCCAGAAGGUCCCCCAGUCACUUGCCAGCGCCAAGAACAUGACCGAGGUCAAGGAGACCAAGGACUUUGUCCGCCCCAAGCUGGUGACUGUCAUCCGCAGCGGCGUCAAGCCCCGCAAAGCCGUCAGGGUCCUGCUCAACAAGAAGACCGCGCACUCCUUCGAGCAGGUCCUGACCGACAUCACCGAGGCCAUCAAGCUGGAGACGGGGAUCGUGAAGAAACUCUACACCUUGGACGGCAAACAGGUGGCUUGCCUGCAGGACUUCUUUGGAGAUGAUGAUGUCUUCAUAGCUUGCGGGCCAGAAAAGUUUCGCUAUGCCCAAGACGACUUCUCACUGGAUGAAAAUGAGGUACAGAGAAGUCGGACGCUGGCAGGUUUUGAUGUUGAAUGCCGUGUGGUGAAGACAACCGCGGGAGGUAAACCAGUCAACGCCACUCAGAGAUCAGCGGGCAAGGGCUCUGGAGCUUCACGUCGCAGUAAGUCUCCUGCUGACUCUGCUAAUGGGACUUCCAGCAGCCAGCUCUCCACCCCAAAGUCAAACAAGUCCCCAGUCUCCACACCCAUUUCUACACCCACCAGCCCAGGUUGCCUUCGCAAGCACAAGGACCUGUAUCUGCCACUUUCUCUGGAUGACUCGGACUCUCUGGGUGACUCGAUGUAAGCCGUCCGAGGCGAGCGAGCGGUCGGGCCAGGAAGUAAAGUCCGGAAAUCGCCGUGGGAAGUAGUAAGACUUGGGAGUGAAAAUCUGCCCGGUGCAGAAACAUUACUAUUUGUGCAAAAUCGCCAAGCGACACCGAUAAAAAAAAAAAUCCCUUAAAAAAAAAAAUCACCAAAAAGUUGCCCUUUUUUUUUUUUUUUUA